Molecule: messenger RNA, 1810 nt
Organism: Rhagoletis pomonella (apple maggot)
Lineage: Eukaryota; Metazoa; Arthropoda; Insecta; Diptera; Tephritidae
Exons: 2
Coding region: 309-1622 (437 amino acids)
Molecular function (GO): nucleic acid binding; zinc ion binding
Source: RefSeq, a predicted model, not a curated record
UAAGCAUAAGCAUGUAUGCAUAUUGACUAACAAGUACGAUGUGUAACUAGCCCUUAAGAUAUUUUGUAAUUGUGUUUACACCUUAAGUUAUGUGUCUAGACCUUAAGAUUUGUUUGUUUUGUUAAGAGCGUGGGUAACCACCUUUUUGACAUUGAAUAAAGAAAUCAGAAUUAGAGUGACUGCCAACCAGACUAGACGUGUGAAUUUAUUGAAGGACCCAAACUAAGCGUUUUCAUCAGAAGUGGUCGUCGAAGCCACUCCAUCCUACAUAGUUUUAUUGAAUAAAAAAUUUGUUCGCGCUGAUUAAAAUGGGUGACGACGUCGUGAGUGCUGAGAGGUAUACACUCCUCCAAUUAAAGGCGUGGUGCGCAGCUGUUGGCGUGAACGCAAGCGGUGCAAAGGCGUCACUAGCGGCAAGGCUUAGUCAGCUAACAGCAGAAGCACGCGGAUUGUGCCCAGGUAGCGGACCAGUUGACUUAACAGACGAAUCCAAUGACAACGCUGCCGAAAGAAGCGAUGGAGAGUCUGACGAUGAAGUGGUAAAUGCGGCGGAAAACGUAGCGGACAAUGCAGCGAAAAAUGUGACGAAAAAUGUAGCGGGAAAUGUUGCGGUAAAUUCAACGGACAAUGCAGGGAAAAAUGUAGCGGAAAAUGUUGCGGUAAAUUCAACAGUCAAUGUAGCGGAUAAUGUUGCAGUAAUUGCAGCAAACAAUGUAGCGGUCAAUGGAGCGGAAAAGGUAGCGGACAAUGUAGCGGUCAACAUAGCGAACGGUUCAGACAGCAAUGCAAAUUACAGCGUAGAUGGUGAGUUUGGCGUACAAAUUAACAGCGGGGCCAAUGCCGAGUCAGAGAAUCUCAAAGUGAAGUUGCUGGAGAAAGAAAUCGAAAUGUUGAGGCUGAAACUGGCAAUAGAAGAGCAAAAAAAUACGCUUACUGUAGCUAAAGAAUUUCCCUUCGAUACAAUAAAGCAACUGGUGUCGGAUUAUGAUGGUGGCGAAAAUUUUGAGAUGUGGCGUGCCCAAGUGGUGCACCUGCUAGAGGACCUGAAAGUAAACAAAGAAACGCUAGCUUUAGUAGUACAGAUGAAGUUGAAAGGUGCGGCCGCAACGUGGUAUAACACCAACAAGAUGUUUUUAAGGAGUCUAGAUGCCGUGCUUAAAGAGAUGACUGCAAUAUUUGCACGUAGUGACAAUCUUCUGGUUACGCGACGCCGUUUCGAAAAACGCAGCUGGAGUUAUGAAGAGUCGUUUGCUAACUAUUUCAAUGAGAAGUGUUUGCUAAGCAGCGGUUUGAACCUGGUCGACACGGAGCUAGUCGAAUAUAUAAUCGACGGUAUCCCAGAUAAGCAGCUACAGGUCCAGGCGAAACUGCAAAAUUUCCCAACAGCCAGGAGCUUAGUGAAGGCGUUUCGUACAAUUGAGUUGCCGCAACGUUCAUCUCCAAGGCCCAGCGAGGACAGAGUCAGGUGUUACAACUGCAACAGUUACGGCCAUUUGUCGAGAGAGUGCAGAAAAGCAAAGCGCGAAUUAGGUACCUGUUUUGCUUGCGGAGAAAAGGGCCACUACGCUUCAAGAUGCAGUAAAUACAAGAAGAGUCCACCGGCGAAUAAUUUCAAUGCCUAGUCGAUUCCGGGAGCCCCAUAAGCUUGAUCAGGGAAUGCUUAGUGCCGGGAAGAGUUAAAUUGCAGGAAGAGAAAUGUAUUUACUAUGGAUUAAAUAUGUCUGAAUUAAAAAUUGUUGGUAAAACCAAGUGUAACAUUGAAGUUCUUAAUAAACACGUUUUGAUUGAACUUAUGGUGGUCCCUAAUGAA